Molecule: messenger RNA, 2869 nt
Organism: Odobenus rosmarus divergens (Pacific walrus)
Lineage: Eukaryota; Metazoa; Chordata; Mammalia; Carnivora; Odobenidae
Gene: SLCO1A2
Product: solute carrier organic anion transporter family, member 1A2
Exons: 14
Coding region: 200-2212 (670 amino acids)
Biological process (GO): transmembrane transport; sodium-independent organic anion transport; bile acid and bile salt transport
Cellular component (GO): membrane
Molecular function (GO): bile acid transmembrane transporter activity; protein binding
Source: RefSeq, a predicted model, not a curated record
UUCUAGAUCUGAAUCAAAGCUUCUCAGGUAUUUUUGUAAUACAAUGGAAUCUGAUUGUUACUCAGAUUCCAUGUUUUCUUCAAAAGAAUGAUGAUUUAUGAUUUUGUCAGUUAAUAGAUUUUUGUCUCCUUUAAAAGGAUAGAACUAAGAAAUAUCAAGAUUUAAAACCUAAAUACCUUGGAACACUCAGAAGAACAACAUGGCAGAAACUGAGAAAAGAAUUGAAACCCAUAGAAUAAGAUGUCUUUCCAAGCUGAAGAUGUUUCUUCUGGCAAUAACAUGUGCAUUUGUAUCCAAAACACUAUCUGGAUCUUAUAUGAAUUCCAUGCUCACACAAAUAGAGAGACAAUUCAACAUCCCUACAUUUCUAGUCGGAUUUAUUAACGGGAGCUUUGAGAUUGGAAAUCUUUUGUUGAUUAUAUUUGUGAGUUAUUUUGGAACCCAAUUACAUAGACCUAUACUGAUUGGUGUCGGAUGUGUGGUUAUGGGCGUAGGGUGUUUCUUACAAUCUCUACCUCAUUUCCUCAUGGACCGAUAUGAAUAUGAAUCUACAGUUUCAGUUUCAGGCAAUUUGUCCUCAAACAGUUUCUUGUGUAUGGAAAAUGGAACCCAGAUUUUCAGACCAACAGAAGAUCCAUCAGACUGUGUGAAAAAAGUUAAAUCAUUAAUGUGGGUAUAUGUACUAGUAGGAAAUAUCAUACGUGGGAUUGGUGAAACUCCCAUCAUGCCUUUGGGUAUUUCCUACAUAGAAGAUUUUGCCAAAUCUGAAAACUCUCCAUUAUAUAUUGGGUUUGUAGAAACAGGAGCUAUCAUUGGUCCUUUGAUUGGACUUUUGUUAGCAUCAUUCUGUGCAAAUGUUUAUGUUGACACUGGAUCUGUGAACACAGAUGAUCUGACCAUAACUCCCACUGAUACUCGUUGGGUUGGUGCAUGGUGGUUUGGCUUUUUGAUUUGUGCAGGAGUGAAUGUGCUCACUGCCAUUCCUUUUUUCUUUUUGCCCAAAACGCUUCCAAAGGAAGGACUAAAGAAUAAUGCAGACAUCAUUAAAAAUGACAAAAAAGAGAAACAAAGAGAAGAGGUCAAGAAGGAAAAGGAUGGAAUCACUAAAGAUUUUUUACCGUUCAUGAAAAGUCUUUUAUGCAACCCAAUUUACAUGCUUUUCAUACUAAUAAGCAUUGUACAGUUCAAUGCAUUUGUUAAUAUGUUCACCUUCAUGCCUAAAUAUCUGGAACAGCAAUAUGGAAAAUCAGCUUCAGAUGCAAUCUUUCUAAUCGGCAUUUAUAACUUGCCUCCAAUAUGCAUUGGAUAUAUAGCUGGUGGUUUAAUUAUGAAGAAGUUCAAGAUUACUGUCAAACAAGCUGCCCACAUAGGAUGUUGGUUAUCUUUAAUUGAAUAUCUUCUUCAUUUUUUGUGUUUUCUCAUGAUCUGUGAUAAUUCUUCAGUUGCUGGCAUAACUACCACUUAUAAAGGAAUGCAACAAGAUCUAUAUGUGGGAAAUACCAUCCUUGCUGAUUGUAACAGGGAUUGCAACUGUCCAACUAACACAUGGGACCCUGUGUGUGGAAACAAUGGUGUGUCAUAUAUGUCAGCUUGUCUUGCUGGCUGUGAGACAUCUGUUGGAACAGGAAUAAAUAUGGUGUUCCAAAAUUGUAGCUGCAUUCAAACAUCAGGAAAUUCAUCUGCAGUUCUUGGGCUGUGUGACAAAGGACAUGACUGUUCCAUGAUGCUCCAGUACUUUUUAAUCUUGUCAGCAAUUGGCAGUUUCAUUUAUUCUCUAUCUGCCAUACCUGGAUAUAUGGUUCUCCUAAGGUGUAUCAAGCCUGAAGAGAAGUCUCUUGGUGUGGGGUUACAUACAUUUUGCACAAGAGUAUUUGCUGGAAUUCCUGCACCUAUAUAUUUUGGAGCUUUAGCGGAUUCCACGUGUUUACAUUGGGGAAUUUUGAAAUGUGGUGAGUCAGGGGCAUGCAGGAUAUAUGAUUCUGCCUACUUCAGAUACAUCUACCUUGGCUUGCCCGCAGCUCUAAGAGGAACAAGCUAUAUUCCAGCCUUUUUAAUCCUAAUUAUUUUAAAGAAGCGUCUUCUACCUGGUGAAAAUGCCUGUUCAGGAACUGUGCUUGUAGAGGCAAAGUUUACAGGGAAGGAAAAUGAAUCCAAAGAUAUGAACCAAAAUUCCAAAGUUUUGAAUGAUGAUGAAUUGAAAACUAAACUGUAAUGCCCCAUUAUAUCAUGCUUCCCAGAGUUGGAGAAUACACUACAGCUUAAUUGUUUUUAAAAUCAAUAGGGAUACAGAGUGUAACUUUUUCUAAUCUUUAUGAACCUCAAAUUUUGGUGUUUGUUGUUGUUGUUUUUACGCUUUCUUGCGUAAAAAAAAAAGUUCAAUGAUGGUAUUUCUGAGGCAUCCAUGGCACUUGAGAUAUUUCUCAGAGAGACAUUUAUAAUAACCUUCAAACAGGAUAUUAGAGCCAGCUUUAUUUUUUUAUGUGAAAAUAGCAAUUUCUCUUUUAAGUCAUGUGAAAUGAGGGUAUAUUUCCCACAUCUCCUUUUCCAAAUGAUUCUAAAAAUUUCCUAUUAUAAAAAUCUACUUAAUUCCAUUGAAUUUCUGCUUUGAUAUUGGGGUGAUUUAGAGACUGAAAGUCUUAUCCUGCUUACGUGAAUAUUUAUUUUAUUCAAAUGUAUCACUCUUAUGUGAAAGAAGCCCACACCUUCUAAUUCUAGGAAUUGUUCUUUAACUUCUCCUAUUCCUUCCAGACAUGAUUAUUUUAAAAUAGAUUACUCAUUAAUAUGACGUACUUGCUCUCGAUUUAUUCCCAGCUUUAUUACUCAAGUCAUAUAUAUGCUCAUUUUGUCCAGAAUACUGAAAAACUGAGUC